AUUCCAAAUGUGAGAGAAGGUAGUAAAGCACGUGGAAGCCUCCUGUUCCCUAUAAGAACCUCUGAAAUCGCAGCGGGUCUGGGUGCUGCUGACGGGGAGUGGGUAGGAAGAGCUUCCUGAAGCUCAGCGAAGCGGCUGCCCCUUCAUACAGCCUAGGAGCCGGACAGCUGCUUUUCUGCCUCUCUCCCUGCUCUUUUUGAAGAUUCUGCAACCAGGGCACAGCCACCUUUAUGGCAACCGCUACGCUGGUGAUAAGGUGAUCAGACUUAUUCCCAGUACAGAAGAAGAAGCCAAUGCACUGAAGAAAAUGUACCACCAACUUAAGAGUUCCCUAAAAGAAUGAAGACACUGGCACCUAAGAGAAGAUAAAGUAACUAAAUCUUACCAGAUCAGAGAUCAAGGCCCUGUACCAGACUAAGGCUGGAAAUGCAGAAAGAGAAGGUCCCAUGCGACAUGACUGUAAAGGUGGACCUGUGGCAGCCCAGCAGUAUCUUCCAUGUAUCAAAAGGAGCAGUUACUGAUGUUCAUAUUCCCAAAAAUGGUUCCCAAGUCCUGUUAGCCUUCUUACAGGAAGCCAACAUCCAGUACAAGAUCCUCAUAGAAGAUCUUCAGAAAACACUGGAAAAGGCAAGCAGUUUGCGAACCCAGAGAAAUCGAAGAUACCUUUCUGGAUAUAAUUAUGAAGUUUAUCACUCCUUAGAAGAAAUUCAGAAUUGGAUGCAUCAUCUGAAUAAAACUCAUUCAGGCCUCAUUCAUGUGUUCUCUAUUGGAAAAUCAUAUGAGGGAAGGUCUCUUUUUGUUUUAAAGCUGGGCAGAAGAUCACGAACUUACAAAAGAGCUGUCUGGAUAGACUGUGGUAUUCAUGCAAGAGAAUGGAUUGGUCCUGCCUUUUGUCAGUGGUUUGUAAAAGAAGCUCUUCUAACAUAUAGGAGUGACCCAAUCAUGAGAAAAAUGUUGAAUCAUCUGUAUUUCUAUAUCAUGCCUGUGUUUAACGUUGAUGGAUACCACUUCAGCUGGACCAGUGAUCGAUUUUGGAGAAAAACAAGGUCAAGGAACUCAAGGUUUCGCUGCCGUGGAGUUGAUGCCAAUCGUAACUGGAAAGUGAAAUGGUGCGAUGAAGGAGCUUCUAUGCACCCUUGCGAUGAUACCUACUGUGGACCUUUCCCAGAAUCUGAGCCGGAAGUGAAAGCUGUAGCCACCUUCCUCCGAAAACACAGGAAGCACAUUAGGGCUUACCUCUCCUUUCAUGCAUAUGCUCAGAUGUUGCUAUAUCCCUAUUCUUACAAAUAUGCAACAAUCCCCAAUUUCAGCUGUGUGGAAUCUGCAGCUUAUAAAGCUGUGAAUGCACUUCAGUCGGUAUAUGGGGUACAAUAUAGAUAUGGACCUGCCUCCAGCACAUUGUAUGUGAGCUCUGGUAGCUCAAUGGAUUGGGCCUACAAAAAUGGAAUACCCUACACAUUUGCUUUUGAACUUCGUGACACCGGACAUUUUGGAUUUUUACUCCCAGAGAUGCUCAUCAAACCGACCUGUACAGAGACCAUGCUGGCUGUGAAGAACAUCACAAUGCACCUACUAAAGGAAUGUCCCUGAGACAGCCCAAGGGUCAGGGCAACCACCAGAGAGAGAGCUAAUUCUGUGCAAGAGCCACCUGGCAGUGGGGGAAAUUUUUUUUUAAAGAGAAGAGCAAUUUCUUAGAAUGAACAUAUCUGUGCACUUUAAAAGGACCAACUCAUGCAAUUCUCAUUUCUGUGGCAAUAAAAAAUUGGUAAAAAAAAAAAAAUUGAACAUACCCUAGUUUGCUGUAAGAGAAGCAUCCAUGUUAUAUGCGUUUAGAGUUCUAUUUGAUUAAGGGGGAGAGGGGAUAUUUUCAAACUCUAUUGUCUCAAGAAAUGUACACAUUAAGGAUUUCACUGCAAUAAAUCUCCUUUUCUCAGUUAA
Messenger RNA from Felis catus (domestic cat), 1938 nucleotides. RefSeq names its product carboxypeptidase A6 (gene CPA6). Gene Ontology annotation, molecular function: zinc ion binding; metallocarboxypeptidase activity. The transcript has 13 exons. Bases 427 to 1590 code for a protein of 387 amino acids. Gene Ontology annotation, biological process: proteolysis. Lineage: Eukaryota; Metazoa; Chordata; Mammalia; Carnivora; Felidae. The record is from RefSeq and is a predicted model, not a curated record.